GCCAUCAUUCCCCUUAAUUAGAGAAAUCUGAAAGAUGCUCCAUAAAGAGUAGGAGAGAGAAUGUGAGGGGACUGAGAGAGACUUUUAAAAAAUCACCGCAAGCAAGUGCUGGACUCCAUUCCCAAGAAGGCAUUAUUGUACAUAAAGAACAGAGAGAUGAUCAGCGAAACGAAGAAGCAGAAAGAGGUAAAAAUCAAAUAUUGAACAAGUGCCGUAGUUCAUGGAUCCAUGGAAGCAUCUCUUCCUCGAUCACAACAUCUUAGCCAUUAUAUCUUCCAAGCGCCGAGUCCUCUCUGGUUUCGUCCUUGGCAUCGCGGCAUCCAUCAUUGUCGUCUAUCUUUUGGCUUCAAUCAAUACCUCUGGUGCGUUCCCCCGAUUUCCUUUUCCCCGCUCAAACGACUCAGUCUCUGCUUCUUAUUUGGGAAAUUCUAGCUCUUUAUCCUUCUCUUCUCUUACCGGUGAAAACGGUACUGUUACGGUUAGUGCAAACCGCGCUUCUAUAACUACAACCCUUGAAGGUAACUUUUCUCAACCACAAUCCGAUCUGGGUACGGAGGAAGCUCACCAAUGGAGCCAUGUGAACUCAUUGAGUUCGAAACUCGACGAGAUAAAGAAGCCCCUCUCUGACAAUAUUUCGAAGAAUGCCACAGAUGGAUUGGGGGUGGGGCGAAGUAAUGUAACGACGCGGCUUAAUGGUGAUUUUAGAGUAAAAAUUGAGAGUUUGCAGAACUUCUCUGUAAGAAAAAGCGAUGACUCUGAUGUUUCGGUGGAGGCAAUAGGAGGGGAUUCUCAGGUGAAGUGUGAUAUAUUUGAUGGAGGAUGGGUGCGGGAUUUGACCAAACCUUAUUAUCCACCGGGUUCUUGCCCUUAUAUUGACAUUGAUUUUGAUUGUUAUAAGAAUGGGAGGCCUGAUGAUGAAUUCUUGAGAUGGAGAUGGAAGCCAUAUGGCUGCGACAUUCCAAGCUUGAAUGCAACUGAUUUCCUGGAAAGAUUGAAAGGCAAAAGGAUACUUUUUGUUGGUGACUCGCUCAAUCGGAACAUGUGGGAAUCUCUUAUCUGUAUACUACACAAUAGUAUCAAGGACAGAAGUAGAGUUUAUGAAGUAUCAGGACGAAGCAAAUUCAAAAUUCAAGGUUAUUAUUCUUUUAGGUUUGAGGAUUACAUGUGCUCUGUAGAUUUCGUGAGAUCACCAUUUCUGGUCAAAGAACUACUGCUUAAAAAUGCAAAUGGGUCAGAAAAUGAGCGGCUAAGAUUGGAUCUACUCGAUGAGACAAUGGCUGCUUAUCAUCUUGCUGAUAUUGUAGUUUUCAAUACUGGCCAUUGGUGGACUCAUGAGAAAACAUCCAGCGGGAUAAACUACUAUCAAGAAGGAAAUCAUGUGUACCCAGUUCUUGAUGUCAUGAAGGCAUACAAAAAGGCUCUUACCACGUGGUCUGAGUGGGUUGAUAGGUACCUUGAUUCCAGCAAAACUCAAGUUGUCUUCAGAGGUUAUUCUGUCACCCACUUCAGAGGUGGGCAGUGGAACUCUGGUGGUCAAUGCCACAAGGAAAUUGAGCCAAUCUUCAAUGAUACUUUCAUCACAAAGUACCCCAAAAAAAUGAUUGCUUUAGAGGGAGUACUCCGAAAAAUGGAAACACCAGUGCUCUACCUUAAUAUCAGUAGACUAACUGACUAUAGAAAGGAUGGACACCCUUCUAUAUAUAGAAAGAAGUACAAUUCAGAAGAAGAGCUCAGAGAAGCUGAGAAAUCUCAGGAUUGCAGCCACUGGUGCUUGCCUGGGGUUCCUGAUACCUGGAAUGAGCUUCUCUACGCUUCUUUGUUGAUGGAAGGAAAAGGACCAUGGAGGAAAUGACACUUUGCAACAGUGCGGUCUUAUGGGGAUUUCAUGUUCAGUGCCGCUUGGAAGAACCUCAUUCCAUUGGGAUCAUUUCUUUUUGCAAAUGGACUUCCUUUUUCAUCACUUUCUACUGUAUCAGCUUUUAGAUAUGUUUCAUGCUUAUCUAAAACUUUUCAUUCUAUAGACAUCUGUAAUUCUUCACUGAAAAUUUCUUUUCUUUUCAGCUACAAUUGGUUCAGAUCCAAUAAAUUGUCAUCUCCUUGGGUGAUUUGAGGUUUGAUUAACAGUAUAUUCAUUCAUUUGAUUACUACUAGUUAGAGAGUAUUUUGUUUCCUUUACAUGUAAAGACUUGUCCUAGAAAUAAUGAGUUUUAAUUUUGUUUGUGAA
Dendrobium catenatum is the source of this 2224-nucleotide messenger RNA. RefSeq names its product protein trichome birefringence-like 2. Gene Ontology annotation, molecular function: O-acetyltransferase activity. The record is from RefSeq and is a predicted model, not a curated record. Lineage: Eukaryota; Viridiplantae; Streptophyta; Magnoliopsida; Asparagales; Orchidaceae. The coding region runs from base 221 to 1852 and encodes 543 amino acids. Gene Ontology annotation, cellular component: Golgi apparatus. The transcript is spliced from 6 exons.